CGACUGACCAAUCGAUUGGUAGGUAUCCUCACCUCGUAUGCGCUAAGGGCGAGUACUUGACAGUUCAACAUACAACUACCUAUCACUAUGAAUACCGUCGUAUCAACCCGGAUGAAUACAGCCUUUGUAUACCAGGAGGAGGACAAUGUGGAGUCACCAGCCCCAAAUCCAGAGGUUUCGAGGGACCCAGUGAUUCCGACGCCUAGUCCGCCGAUCAAAGUGAUGUCCCGAAGCGAGGCAAUCCGCGCCCGACUCCGCGAGAAAGAGAAGCGCCUUAGCUCUUUGGUUCGUGGUUCCAACGAAGAUGGCACGGGGAGCUUUCUUUGCCAAAUGGCUUCCGUCAAAGAUAGCUUGAAGAAAGUUGAAGACGAAAAGUCGGAACUUGAGAACGAGCUGGAGCGUCUUCGCAACUCUACGGGCGAGGACGAAUUCUUGAAGGAAAAAAUGGCCGGUAUUCAGGAAGGUUUCGACAAACAGGUUGCCAAAAUCCAGGAGCUUCAGGACGAAGUAAAUAGCAAAAGCAGUUCGAUUCAGCACUUGCGAGAUGAACUCGUUGGGAAACUGCAGAAAAUCGUUGAGCUCGAGUUUGAUUUAGAGACACAUGAUGUGCACUACACAUCGUACGCAGCAGAACAGUUCAAGCUCGGCGAGGAUGCAUUGGCUGAAAUAAAGAAUAGAGAGCGCAACGUGAUGCAGCUUGGCGAAGAUUCUACGACUUCAGUUGGAAGUAUGGAAAGUAAGAAGACUGUGUCACCGCGUCGUGCACAGAAACUCAUCUCUAAAUUGCUUGCUGAUCUUGAUGAUCUGGAAGCCCGUUUCAAGAACGAGAAGCUGGAAAGCUCUACCAAAAUGCAACAGCUCUUGCUUGACAACGAAGAUCUCCGUACAAAGAUUCAAAUUUUGGAAGCGCGCACUCAGGAGUCGAAAGAUGUCGACGAUUCGAGCGAGACCAGUUCUGAUUUCUAUGCUGACAUUGACUUGGUCGUAUCCCUUCGCAAACGUGCCGAAACUCUGGAAGCAAAGCGGGUCUUGUACCGGAAAGAAAUGGAUCGUCUUCAAAGUGAGCUGAGCGAAUCUCGCAAAGAAGCUAAUUGUGCUGUCCAGAAAGCUAAUUUGGAACUGGAUCGUGUUAGUAUUGAAAACCAAACGAUGAAAACUAGAAUUGAAACUCUCGAAUCCGAUCUACCCCGUUCUGAUUCUGGGGUCCGGGUCUACGCUACGGUGGAAAAGCGAAUUCGAGAAGCUUACACCGAAAUGGCGAAAUUAGAGUCCGCUGUGGAGAUCAAAAACCGACAGUUGGGUACUUUAAAAAAAGAAGUGACGAGUCUUCGUAUGAAAGAGAUAUCCCACGGGAAUGUAAACGGAAAAGCAUUCACAGAUUUCGACUCAGAGCUUCUUCGUAGUGCCCAUGUCUCUCAUGGGGUAGCAGGUGAUGGCGAUCACGAUAGUGCAGCGGACUCAUCUUACAUUGCGGAGCUGCAAGCUCAAUUACAAGAGGCCCAGCAGCAAUUGGUUAAGAAAGACCAAGAGCUGGUUAUUGAACGGGCGAAGGCUGCUUCUACGGCCGCCGGUCUCUUAGCACGGAUUACGGAACUCUCCAAUAGAAGGUUACCGGCUGAAGAGAAGCCUCCAAGGCAAGAUAAGACCACACCUGAGACUCAGGAAAAAGAUGUUUCCAAGCCUGCGAAGCGAGGGAGAGGGAGGGCAUUUCGAUUCUAUCGGUAG
Molecule: messenger RNA, 1725 nt
Organism: Phaeodactylum tricornutum CCAP 1055/1
Lineage: Eukaryota; Bacillariophyta; Bacillariophyceae; Surirellales; Neidiaceae
Exons: 1
Coding region: 88-1725 (545 amino acids)
Source: RefSeq, a predicted model, not a curated record